AGUCCACCUUGUCUUACUCUCUCGUCCACGUCAACGUUUUGUCGCUCCAUCGUCGGCUGUUCCCCUUGUUGUAUUUCGCGCGAUUCAUUCUCAGUACGGCGAGAUAAUCGGCUCGUGUGUGAACAUACAUGUGUGUAUCUACGAGAGAUGGACACGCAUCGUCGGCAUGAAAGCUCGUACUUGCAAAGUUUUCAACGACGAUUACGCUUCUGUUUGCGGAUAAAAUGAGCCGACCGUGAGUCGUGUCAUAAGCUUGAGAUGAGUCGUAAUAAGGUCGACAAUAUGAUUGGUAUCGCGUCACGCGUGCCGCCAAUAAAUUCAAAGAGCCGGUAAGGAUAUAUCUCGAUAAAAAAAUUUUUCAGAAUUGAAUUCUGAGUGAAAUCCGAAUGAAUUGAUCCUGCGAUGACGUAAAGCCAUGUCUCGCGCCGACAAACAUACUCUUCGAGAGUUUCGGGCUAGUCGCGGUCUCUCUUACGCAGUGCACGGAUGGCUCUGAACAAUUUAGUCGGCACAGAAAUCGCUUUGAAGUGUUUUGAAGUGUUUCGCACGUAAUUCGCAUUGUUUUUAACAAAGUGAACGACGUGUGUCUAUUGUAUACAUCUAGAUGUAAGAACGCGCGUGUGUGUUUCGAUAUUCCAUGUGUGACCGACUAAAGUGUCAACGUGAAUACGGCCGAUGUCACCUGUUGCUGGCAAUUAACGAAUGCGUCGUGCUCUGAUGCCGGCUUUAUGAAAAGCGAACCAGGUUCUUGGAGCGAGUGCGACAAUUUAGCUCAUUGUUAUCCCGACUUUUGUUCCAUGUUUCUGUUGUCAUAUUGUGAUCAACACCGUUACCGUUCGUUCAACCGUUUGUGGUGUCAUCGAUAAAGUAAAUAAGGUGAUCGCUCGCGUAUCGGACAUGUGAUCUUUUUUCGUCGCCGAUUUCUAUCGUUCGCGUUCGGGUUCGCGCGUUUGAUACAUCGCGGCUGAUCAGUGAGGCACGUAACUACUGGAUUAUUCGGGACCGAGGCUUCUUCGCGCUCCCUCCGCAGCGCCCUGCAACGCCAAGAUGACGACCGACAUGGCGACGUCGUAAAAUCGACGCAGCUCUCAUCCUUCAUGGAUUAUAAGUGAUAUCGCGGGACUAAAAUGAUCAUCAUCGUGGGACUCUGCGCUUCUUAACGCGAUUUGUUUAUCCAAAAACGUCGUCGCAAGUGUCGUCAUGACGCGUACGAAUCGCGCAUGAACGAUCACGUGCCACUCCAGAGAGAUCAUCUCGUCGACGAUCCAGGACAAACUGGUGACUCGUACGGCGCGCUUGACGUCUGACAGUGUCCGACGUAGGUGCGUUCGUGAUUGCAAUCAGAAAAAAAGAAAGAGAAAAAAGAAAGAUAAGCGAACGGUGUGAGCGAGAGAAUUGCGCGAAUGCGGAGUUUGUGCACGAGUACGGACUGUCGUCGUUGACGUAGCAGAAAAAUACGCGGAGCGUCAUAAAAAAAAAGGCGCUAGAGGGAUGCGGCCCACGGACGAAGGGUGGGGUCUUUGGAUACCGAUAAGGCUUAUCCGGAGAUACGAUGGCCGGCAACUGCGCUCGUCGAGUCGUCAGUCGUAGUGCUCAGGUGCCGUCGACGAGAUCGUCGCGCCGCUCAGGUCGCAGUGAUAUCGCGCAUCAUACGUCACUCUGCUUCGAGGAGAUAUCUUGAGACUAACGUUUCCGGUUGCUUGGUGAUAUCGCGGCAGUUCGUGAAGAGGUCUCUAGAAGGUACGACAGAUCGGCCUUUUUGUGAGGAGAUCGCGUUAUAUAAAGUAGCGACGAGACAAGCGAGACACGAUAACGGGCAAUCACUGCCGCGAGAGCGACUAAUCGCCGUUUCCAGGUCUCGAGUUUUUAAUUUGACGCUUUAGCGCGUUAAGUGGACGGCGACAAAAAGCGGCCACGUACGUACAUCGAGGGUGCGGACGAGAAAAAGUGAGAGGAGAAGGAUUUCGUAUUCUACAUCUGAAUCGUCUCUCAACGGACCUCCAAAGACGCUCCAUUAUCCGCUCUUCUGGCAUACUGAAGUAUACGAAAGAAAAACAAACGGUUGGAUCAAUCAGCUAUCACGCGCUAUUCGAACGAAUCGAGACUUUAAUGGGACUUUUAGUUUUUCGAGCGCGCGCUUUCGUGUUGUCAGUGUGCUUAAGCCACGCGAUGAGUGUGUGAUUCUCGUGCUAAGAAUUACGAAUCAUCGAACGCGAAGGUAGCUCGAGAGUGACCUGUGUCGUUUGUAUAAGUAGCCUGUUCGCGCGACAUACAGUAGAGUUUGAGGGUUUGAGGCCUUCAAACCGCAAGUGUAAAAUAAUCUUGUCUUCCUCAAGGAUAAACGAGAUCGAGCAAAGGAGACAUCAACAGCCGAUCGCCCAACGAAUCCCGAUGAAAAUGCUACAGUCGCUCAACGCUCUGGCGGGUAAAAUCUCGCCAGGCUCUCCCACGGACAGCAAUGCCAACAAGGUGCAUAUGCAUAACAACAACAAUAAUAACAACAACGUAGUGCACCACCAUCCCUACUCCAAACAGCAGGCUCAGCCGUCUCCAUCGCAUUCGGCCAACGGCGAUCAGAAGGAAAACACCAUAAUGAACAACAACAGUGUGGAGCAACCGGAUCCGGAUAACAUAAAGAUGUUUGUGGGGCAAGUACCUCACGACAUGGACGAGAAUGACCUGAGGACGAUGUUUGAAGAAUAUGGUCGAGUGCAUCAGAUAAAUAUUCUGCGGGACAAAAUCACCGGCAGCCAUAGAGGAUGUUGCUUCGUAACUUUUUAUACCAGAAAAGCAGCUUUGGCAGCGCAAAAUGCCCUUCAUAAUGUCAAAACUUUUAGCGGGAUCAACCUUGCGUACUACAAUUCCGCCGUUACGCGUCGUAACAAGAUGCGCCAUCCGAUCCAGAUGAAGCCAGCUGACAGCGAGAAUCGGAACGAGCGCAAGUUAUUCGUCGGCAUGCUAUCGAAAAAGUUCACGGAGAACGACGUUAGGAACAUGUUCAGCGCUUACGGAAUGAUCGAAGAAUGUUCGGUGCUGAGGGACAGUACCGGAAAGAGUAAAGCCUGUGCCUUCGUUACCUUCGCUAGUAAGCAGUACGCGAUCAAUGCCAUUAAAGCUCUGCAUCAUUCCCAGACAAUGGAGGGUUGUUCGUCGCCGUUAGUCGUAAAAUUCGCUGACACGCAAAAGGAAAAGGACCAGAAAAGGAUGCAGCAACUCCAGUCGAAUCUCUGGAAUAUCGCGGGAGUCAACAUCGCGCCGCAUUACCUGACCAAUGACGCGCAUACCUUGGCGCCUGCAUCGUUGCAGCUACUGCAACAAUUGCAGGCGACAACAAGCGCCGCGACUCCAGUCGCCGCUAACGCGGGAGCGGCAAAUGCAUUGUCGAAUGUGCAACAUCAGUUGCUAUUACAGCAACACCUUGGCCUUGGAGCGGCAACCCCCGCACAUGCAGCUCCCCCCGCUGUACCCAGUCCGGCGGAAAUCAAUCCUGCGAAUCUGCAAAGUCUCGCCACCCUCGCGUCCCUGAGCAACACUGCUGGUGAGUAUGCGAACGCGGGCGUAUCGCCGAUGAGUAUGCAGAACCUCGUCACUCUGGCAGCUAUGACCGGCGGAAACGGCAACCUCCAGGUGUCGCCAAACACGUUAAGCGGCCUGGCAAAUUCGACAGCAGGUAUGUCGCUAUCUGCUCUUCUGGGAAAAACAGGAAAUACAGGGUCUACCGGAGGCAGUCUUAGUCCUGUGACAUCUCUCACGCUCAACUCCUUGACGGGGACGCCGCUAAACGGGCUUCAAGACUCGCUGAGCAAUGCUUAUUCCAGUUUGCAACAAUAUGCAGGGUUUCCCGCGUUCACGGCAGCUGCAGCCGCUGCGGCGGCGGCAACGCAGAAGACGAAGUUCACUAACACAGAUAAACAGAUUGAGGGUCCCGAAGGUUGCAACCUCUUUAUCUACCAUCUACCGCAGGAAUUCAGCGAUACGGAUCUCAUCUCUACCUUUUUGCCCUUCGGCAACGUCAUAUCCGCUAAAGUUUUCAUAGAUAAACACACGCAUAUGAGCAAAUGCUUCGGUUUCGUAUCGUAUGAUAAUGCGGCGAGCGCGCAAGUGGCGAUCCAAACAAUGCACGGUUUCCAGAUUGGCAUGAAGCGGCUGAAGGUCCAGUUAAAACGGUCCAAGGACGCCUCUAAGCCGUACUAGCCGACGUCACAGAGCGUUCGUAGCAGGUGGCCUGUGACGUUGUGACCGUGUACUCUCGAUCGGAGUCGCCGUGCCAUGUCAGUCUCAGUCAGUCAAAUCGGUAUCGAUCGUUUGCUCGAUCGAUCGAUUGAUCAAUCACGAUUCCCCGGUCAGUCUCUCGAUCAGUCUAUCUGUGUCUGUCGGUGCCUGUAUAAAGAACAACACCCGCUCAAACGCGCUAUCACUUCCGCCGUAAGAUCCUCUGCCCGAUCGACCUCUACUCUCUUCUCAUCUCAUCCCCACGACCUUUCGCGCGCUUAUACCAUCUAUCCACAAGGCGCGACAUCGCUCAUAUUUUGCAAUCACGCCGAAAGUUUGCGCCUCGUACCUUCUCGAUCGCGGCUGCACACGCGAAACGUCGGACUCGCAGGAGAAUUCACGAUGCUGGACGUACAUGCGAAAGAUCACGAGCGAGAAAUUGUGCAGAGGAACACGACGAAGAGAGCCAAGAAAGUGGAACGGAAAGUGGAGGAUACCAACGACCGAGCUGGGUUCCUCGAACGAAGCUAACGCACCACGUUAAUUGUCUGUCCACAACCCCUCCCUGUAUAUAUAUAUAUAUAUAUAUAUAUAUAUAUAUAUAUGUAUAUAUAUAUAUACAGAUAUAUAAAUAUAUUAUACAUAUGUGUACAUACACAUAUAUGUGUACGUGUGUAUGAUAUGUGCGUGUAUACGCGUGUGUGACGAAAGCGCGACGAGAAUACUUGCGGCUGACUAGCGGUAAACGGGCGUUUCUCUUCAUCUUACGAUGAAAGGGGUUAAAAGGAUGAGGAACGAGCCGCGGCACAAGCUGUGCAAGAAAAUUUCUUAUACAUAACUAUACAUAUACAUAUACAUGUUCAUAAAUCGGUUUAUCGACUGAGAACUAUUUUUAUCGGCUCUAUUGUCGAGAUCGCUGUCAGCGCUUUUUACGGCGUCUGUUUAUAUAAUAUAUAAAUAUACAUACACACAUACAUAUAUGCAUCACGGCGAAUUGGGCGUGUAGACGAGAUAAUGUGUGUGUAUGAAAAAUAAUACCAGAGAGACGGAGGCUGGAAAAGAAAACGCGAAAGGACGAACAAUGAUCGUGCGAGACCGACGCGCGUGCGAUUUCUUAGGUUUUAAAUCGUGCAAAUGUACCAAAAACGAAACGGAUACAAAGAAAAAAAAAACAAAAACCGAUAGAUAGCGAAGAAAUGAAUGUAAGAAACAUUUUGUAGUAAUGACCUUUGUGAUAAGAUUGUAUCGUAUAGGGGACCGGAUUUGGGGCCGAUAGUCUCAAAAUGAAGCUGGGCCGGAUCGCUCAGAAGUAACACAUCAGGCGUCACGCGUUUAUCCAAUUUUAUUGGAUGAGCCGUCACUGGAAAGGCCUCGCGAACGUAGAAAAGUACACGAGAUGCGAGAAAUUUUUAACGAGUUUUAACGUCGGACGAGUUUCCCGACCGCGCACUUGCAUCGUCUUCUUUGUCGGGUUUACAAGUUGCACACUUUAUGCAAUUCUUAUGCAGUCUUA
Messenger RNA from Cataglyphis hispanica, 5725 nucleotides. RefSeq names its product CUGBP Elav-like family member 2. Gene Ontology annotation, cellular component: cytoplasm; ribonucleoprotein complex; nucleus. NCBI's taxonomy places the organism in Eukaryota, Metazoa, Arthropoda, Insecta, Hymenoptera, Formicidae. The transcript is spliced from 18 exons. The record is from RefSeq and is a predicted model, not a curated record. Gene Ontology annotation, molecular function: mRNA 3'-UTR binding. Bases 2392 to 4194 code for a protein of 600 amino acids. Gene Ontology annotation, biological process: regulation of alternative mRNA splicing, via spliceosome; mRNA splice site recognition.